This is a messenger RNA of Salvia miltiorrhiza (redroot sage), 2808 nucleotides long. RefSeq lists its product as uncharacterized. Lineage: Eukaryota; Viridiplantae; Streptophyta; Magnoliopsida; Lamiales; Lamiaceae. The coding region runs from base 1 to 2808 and encodes 935 amino acids. The transcript has a single exon. The record is from RefSeq and is a predicted model, not a curated record. Gene Ontology annotation, biological process: DNA integration. Gene Ontology annotation, molecular function: nucleic acid binding; RNA-DNA hybrid ribonuclease activity.
AUGCUAGUGGACGCGACAGCAGGACAUGAAUUGAUGAGUUUCAUGGACGCAUACUCGGGAUACCAUCAAAUCCGGAUACACCCUGAUGAUGAGGAGAAGACGGCCUUCAUGACCAGCGUAGCGCUAUUUUGCUACAAAUAUAUGCCAUUUGGAUUGAAGAAUGCAGGAGCAACAUAUCAACGCCUGGUCAAUCGGAUGUUUGCAAGCUUGCUGGGCCAAACAAUGGAAGUCUACAUCGAUGACAUGUUGGUCAAGUCCAUCCACGCAAGGGACCACAUUGAUCAUUUGAGGGAGACAUUUGAGAUUCUUAGAAAAUACAAUAUGAAGCUAAAUCCUACUAAAUGUUCCUUUGGUGUCAAUGCAGGAAAGUUCCUAGGUUACAUGGUCACCCAGCGGGGAAUAGAGGCAAACCCGGCUCAAAUCGAGUCAAUCCAGGGAAUCCCUUCCCCCACCUGCAUGAAAGACGUCCAAAAACUAGCGGGGAGAAUAGCCGCUUUAAGCCGCUUUAUUUCAAGAUCGUCCGAAAAAUGCCACCUCUUCUUCAACACUUUGAGGAAAUCAAAAACGUUCGAGUGGACUGAGGAGUGCGAGGAAGCCCUAAAGCAACUCAAGCAGUACUUGACUAGCCCGCCACUACCAAAGAAUCACGAGACACUGUUGGUGUAUCUGGCCGUCUCUGAUACAGCCGUCAGCGCCGUGUUGGUCAGAGAGGAAGAGAGAAAGCAGUCACCAAUCUACUACGUGAGCAAGUCACUACUUGAUGCAGAGACCCGAUACAGCCAGCUAGAGAAGCUGGCCCUCGCACUGGUCCACGCAGCGAAAAAGUUACGUCCAUACUUCCAAUGUCAUCCGAUCGUAGUCGCCACGACGUACCCCCUAAAGGCCAUACUCCAUAAGCCGGAACUAUCCGGCCGAUUGACAAAGUGGGCAGUGGAAUUGAGUGAAUACGACAUCACAUAUAAACCACGGACCGCACUUAAAUCUCAGGUAUUAGCCGAUUUUGUUGUCGACUUUGCACCUAACCUUACUAUACAGGCCGACAAAGAGUUAUGCUGUCUGACGGAAGAACCAGACCAAACUGGAACUUGGAAACUAUAUGUUGAUGGAUCUAGCAACGUACGAGGGAGCGGACUUGGAAUCGUCCUCUCAUCACCACGGGGAGACAACAUUGAGCGGUCAAUCCGAUGUGAUUUCAAAACAACCAACAAUGAGGCUGAGUAUGAAGCCAUGAUAGCCGGACUCGGACUAGCUAAGGAAAUUGGGGUAAAACGCAUUAACGUAUUUAGUGACUCUCAACUUGUAGUUAAUCAGAUGCAGGGUACAUUUCAAGCCAAAGAUACGAAAAUGACGGCUUAUCUGGGCAAGACGAAAGAGCUCCAAUCAUGCUUUGAAGUAUUCACCAUCAACCAAGUGCCGAGGAGGGAGAAUGGUCACGCUGAUGCCUUGGCCAACCUAGGGUCAGCAAUUCAGACUGCACAACCUAAGACCAUAACUAUCACUUGCCUUCAAUAUCCAGCAAUACGAAGAGAUGAGGCCGAGGAACACGUGACUGCAGUAUCAGUCGGACAAACAUGGAUGACCCCAAUAAUGGAAUAUCUCGAAAGAGAUAUACUCCCAGAUGAUCGGAAUGACGCACGUCGAAUUAAAGCUCAGGCCGCACGGUUCUGUAUCAUCCGAGGUAAACUGUAUAAACGUUCAUUUACUGGUCCAUAUUUGAAAUGCAUUAACCCUGUAGAAGCAAGAUACGUCUUGUCCGAAUUACACGAAGGUGAAUGUGGCAACCACUCGGGAGGCAGAAGCCUCGCUCACCGCGCCUUAACCAAUAGUUACUACUGGCCAACAAUAAAGGCAGAUGCAGCUGAUUACGCCAAAAAAUGCGAUAAGUGCCAACAAUUCACCCAAAUAUCACAUCUGCCCCCGGAACCCCUGACUGCUAUCACUUCGCCAUGGCCAUUCAUGAAAUGGGGGAUGGACAUUGUAGGCAAAUUGCCCAUGGCGCCUGGACAGAAGGUAUACAUGUUGGCAGUGACCGAUUAUUUUAGCAAAUGGAUAGAGGCAGAGUCUUUCCACCAAGUUCGCGACAAAGAAGUCAAGGGGUUCAUAUGGAAGAACGUGAUCUGCCGGUAUGGGGUGCCCAAGGAGAUCGUCACGGACAACGGGUCCCAAUUUAUAAGCGCAGACUUUCAAGAUUUUUGCAGGUUUUGGAACAUCAAGCAAAGCUUCUCAACGCCAAGGUAUCCCCAAGCCAACGGGCAAGCAGAAUCUUCCAACAAAACCAUCAUGAACACCUUGAAGAAACGACUAGAGAAGGCCAAAGGCAAAUGGGCAGAUGAGUUACCAGGCGUGCUAUGGUCCUACCGAACAACUACAAGAGCAUCAACAGGGGAAACACCAUUCUCCCUCGCCUAUGGAAUGGAGGCAGUAAUCCCAACAGAAAGCGAAGUACCCACUGCCAGACAUGAGCUCACGACAGACGACGGGAAUCAAGAGGCCAUGUGCCACGAGUUAGAUCUCCUCGACGAGAAACGAAACAAAGUGAAUAUCAGACUAGCUUCCUACCAACAAAGCAUCGUUAGACACUACAACAAACAUAUCCACACUCGCACAUUUAAGCCGGGCGAUUGGGUGUUGCGAAAAGUGUUCCAGAACACCAAGGAAACAAGUGCGGGUAAAUUAGCCCCUAACUGGGAAGGACCAUAUCUGAUCACCAAAGUGGUUGGACGUGGAGCAUACAAGUUGCGAUCGACAGACGGACGUGAAAUCAACAACAGUUGGAACGCCCUACAUCUCAAGCAGUACCACGCUUGA